GCGCGCCGAAACCUCCUCCGACCCUCAAGAUGGCGGCGCUCAUGGGGCUUCGCUCGUGUCUGUCCUCCGCCCUCCAGCUCUCAACAUCAUGGCUUCUGGUGCACAAGUCUUACAGGCUGUGUGCUGUCCCUCUUGCCCAAAGAGGAUUUGCUGCAGAGGCCAAGAAGGUGUUUGUGAGGGACAAGCCCCAUGUCAACAUUGGCACAAUUGGACAUGUCGACCAUGGCAAAACUACGCUCACUGCAGCCAUCACCAAGGUGCUGGCCGAUGCAGGAGGAACUCGCUAUAAGAAGUACGAGGACAUCGACAAUGCGCCCGAGGAGAAGGCUAGGGGUAUUACCAUCAACGCGUCGCACGUGGAGUACGUCACCCCCAACAGACAUUACUCACACACCGACUGUCCAGGACAUGCUGACUAUGUCAAGAACAUGAUCACGGGAACAGCGCAGCUGGACGGCUGCAUUCUGGUGGUCGCUGCCACCGAUGGACAGAUGCCCCAGACCCGGGAGCACCUGCUGCUGGCACGGCAGAUUGGCGUGGAGCACGUCGUGGUGUUCAUCAACAAGGCCGAUGCCGUCGAGGACCCGGAGAUGCUGGAUCUGGUUGAGAUGGAGAUUCGAGAGCUGCUCACAGAAUUCGGCUAUGAUGGAGAAAACACCCCCGUUGUCACCGGCUCUGCCCUGUGUGCCCUCGAGAACAGGAACCCUGAGAUGGGAGCCAAAGCCGUGCUGAAGCUCCUCGAAGUCGUGGACAACUACGUUCCUCUGCCCAAGAGAGAGCUGGACAAGCCCUUCCUCAUGCCCAUCGAGACGGUUCACUCCAUUCCGGGCAGGGGUACCGUGGUAACGGGGACACUCGAGAGAGGGGUCAUCAAGAAGGGAGACGAGUGUGAAUUCGUAGGACACAGUCGCUCCUUCAAGUCAGUUGUGACAGGCAUCGAGAUGUUCCACCAGUCUCUGGAGCGAGCUGAGGCGGGGGACAACAUGGGGGCCUUGGUGAGAGGACUGAAGAGGGACGACGUCAGGAGGGGGAUGGUCAUGAGCAAGCCAGGGUCCAUCAAGCCGCACCAGAAAGUGAAGGCGCAGGUGUACGUGCUCAGUAAGGAGGAGGGUGGAAGACAUAAGCCCUUCAUGACCAACUUCAUGCCUGUCAUGUUUUCUCUUACCUGGGACAUGGCCUGUAGGAUCAUCCUACCUGGAGACAAGGAGAUGAUUAUGCCAGGGGAGGACGCAUCACUAAUCCUGACGCUCCGGCAGCCCAUGGUCUUGGAAAAGGGUCAGAGGUUCACUUUGAGAGAUGGAAACAGGACCAUUGGAACUGGGUUGGUAACUGAAAUACUGCCCAUCACUGAGGAGGAUCAGGUCAACUGGGGUUAGAAGAGCAGAAAGUCAUUUGAAGGGACUGGAGACUCUUCCUGUGAUUGUCUUACAGCUUGAAAGACUUGGAAAAUACUGUAGGUUCUGAUAUAUUGUGCUGCACUGUCGUUACCAGUUCUUGAGAACCGGAAUUAGUUGCCAAGAAUUCUGCAGGAAAAGGUUCGGAUGCAAUUCUUGGUUUCCCCUGUUCAGUCAUGCUGCACCAUUUUACAAGGUUUUUUAUUUUAUGACCAAUUUCCCAAUGUUCUAUGAAUUUGGCUGCACAUUUAAGAUUUCAGUUUUGUGUACUAGUAAUGUUUUUUUGCUACUUUUUGUACUGCUGUAACAUGUGGCUUGUUAUAUAAAAGUAUGUGGUGCAGCAGUUACCUGUUCAUACAAUAAAAGCAUGAUGUAGAGGCCCACCUCUGUACAGUUCAAGGCAGUCUAAGUUCUCCAGUUAUAUACUUUACAUUUAUGAGACCCUUUUCUCCAAAGCGACUUCCAAUUAACUCUAUGUAGUGUUACCA
Messenger RNA from Scleropages formosus (Asian bonytongue), 1882 nucleotides. It is a transcript of the gene tufm, whose product is annotated as Tu translation elongation factor, mitochondrial. NCBI's taxonomy places the organism in Eukaryota, Metazoa, Chordata, Actinopteri, Osteoglossiformes, Osteoglossidae. Gene Ontology annotation, biological process: mitochondrial translational elongation. Gene Ontology annotation, molecular function: GTP binding; GTPase activity; translation elongation factor activity. The record is from RefSeq and is a predicted model, not a curated record. Gene Ontology annotation, cellular component: mitochondrion. The coding region runs from base 30 to 1376 and encodes 448 amino acids. The transcript has 10 exons.